Diachasmimorpha longicaudata is the source of this 2567-nucleotide messenger RNA. RefSeq names its product slit homolog 2 protein-like. The coding region runs from base 669 to 2429 and encodes 586 amino acids. Gene Ontology annotation, cellular component: plasma membrane. Lineage: Eukaryota; Metazoa; Arthropoda; Insecta; Hymenoptera; Braconidae. The record is from RefSeq and is a predicted model, not a curated record. Gene Ontology annotation, molecular function: protein binding. The transcript has 6 exons.
ACGCACCUCAGUGAGCAGUCAGCGGUCACGCGAGACGUGUCAAGUAAUACGUACUUCUCCUAAAAGUUCACUCUCAUCAGUUUUUUUUUAUCAUCAGAAAUUGAAAAACACUGCACCAAUUUAUUUGAGUGAGUGACUCCUCAUCGCCUCCAGUGCAUUCCCACUCCCGGUGUUGUUGAUAUUUGAUUGACCCUUCGAUUUGGAAAAACUAGAGUGAUAAACACACGUGAGUGAUCCAAGUGGAAUUUAUUUAUCGUUCUAAUAAUCAUGUGCUGUGGAUUUUUCGGGUAAUUAUCAGAAAAAUUUUGAUCGCUGAGUCAUUAAAAAAUGAUUUCUCGUGAUGCCGCGGGCCCGGAGAUGAAGCAAUGAUUUUCGCUGGAGAUACUUCCUUCCAGGAGGCGCAUUUGUGUACUUGAAAUUUGUGUUUUUUUUUAGUUCAUUGUUUUCAGUGCAAGUGAUCUUAUGGUUUCAGUUUAUGAAUUGGAAAAUCACCGAUUAUUCAGUGGAUGGUUGAUACAGUUUAAGUUUUUGCUCGAGGAUCAUUCGUUAAUUAUGGAUGCAAGAGUUUCGAAGGAUACUACUGUAUUUUGGAUUUUUUGUUCGUGAGCAGAAUCUCCCAUUCAUCAAGUGGGAACCGCCGUUUUGCUAAUUUCAAGAAGGCAUACGGAAUGGAGAGUUCCUGUGGGAAAAACAACAAUGUGAGGAGGAGAGGUUGUAGCGGUAAAUUCGGAGUGGAAAUCGUGAGGAAAACCACUAGCACUGCCAGAACGACAUCCUGUAACGAGAGGAUACAGCGACAGACUACUUGCAGAAUAAAUAUGAAGAAUCCAAUGAGUGGAUUAAAAUGGAGCAUUCUCCUUCUAACAACUGUAUGCCUCAUCACAACAGCGCAAUCCGGCUUCUGUCCAACAGACUGCACCUGCGACGAUGACACCCUAGUUGUAUCUUGCAUUGGAGUUAGCCUAGACGUAAUCCCAAUUGCCCUUAAUCCAUCAACCCAACGGAUAGUCUUGAAGGAGAGCAGAAUACGUAUGGUUGAUGCAGCGGCAUUUCAAUUCUACGGUGAUUUAAAAAUUGUUGAUCUUUCGAGUAAUCAUCUCGUAACAAUACCCGACGCUAGUUUUGCUGCACAAAAGAAUCUUGUUGAACUUCAUUUGAUGCACAAUAAGAUAUCAGCAUUAACAGAAAAGACAUUUCAAGGAUUAGUAUCGCUAACAGUGUUAAAUCUCCGUCACAACUACUUGGAGACCCUGUCAAAUGGUCUAUUUACUUCUCUAACAAGACUAGAGGAACUGGAUCUAGGUGAGAAUAGAAUAUGCGAGGUUGAGCCUGGCGCAUUUCAAAAGCUUGGAUCACUGAGAGUACUCUAUCUUGAUGACAAUCAGCUCAAGUCUAUUCCAUCACCGGCAUUAGCACCCUUAAAUGCACUUGCUGAACUACAUAUUGGAUUGAAUGUAUUUUCAUCCUUACCGGAUGAUGGUUUCAAGGGUUUAGAGAGACUUGCUGUACUCGAUGUCAUGGGGGCUGGUCUGGAUAAUAUUAGUGAGGGUGCAUUCCGUGGAUUAACGUCAUUACGUACACUCAAACUUGGUGAUAAUAAGUUGAGAGAAGUGCCAACAAAACAGUUGUCGAUAUUAACGAGACUGGAGGAGUUGACAUUAGGACAGAAUUCCUUCACAAUGCUGAGGUCCGGGGCAUUUCAGGGUCUUUCCAAUCUUAAAAAACUCGAUAUAUCGGGGGCUAAACUACUGACAACCCUGGAACGAGGAACAUUCUCGGAUAAUGGUAAUUUAGAGACACUGAUACUCAAGAGCAAUCGAAAACUGACGACCCUCGAGGAGGGUGCACUAGCCGGACUUCCUAAUUUGAGACACCUGAUCCUUCGGAACAAUGCAUUUGUUACAUUCCCGGAGGGUCUUGUUUCAUGGAAUGAGUUACACAAGUUUGAUAUCAGUGAGAAUCCGUUGAUAUGUGAUUGCAGUUUACACUGGUUGGCUUCGUUUCUCGCACCGAAGAAUACCAGCGCUGUUAUGUGCGCUGAACCGCUGGAGAUCAGGCAGAUGCCGUUGAAGGGAAUGACUUCUGAUGAAUUGGGAUGUGCCUUCUCAGAUCCUAGAAAACAAGCGGUCCUGCUGACUAUUAUUGUCGUGUGUCUCUGCAUCAUCGCUGGUCUGGCCCUUGUCCUGUAUUACCGAUGCCGGAAGAGGGUCAGGGAUGCCCUCAAGGAUUACAAGUGGAAGAAUCGCGCCAUCUCGAGGAAAGAGCAUGAGUAUCAGAAGACAUUCUCUGAUGAUGAGUACAUUGUAAGGGCCGCUCAUGGACACCAUCAUCAUAUCAAUAAUCAAGGGCCACUUCAUCAUGGACAAUUUGCACAGCAACAUCAACAGGUAUCGUCUGGAAUAAAAUCCAUUCCGGUUACGGAACUGUAGCUAGAGCUACGGGCAGCGAGCCCUGGUAAUGGUGGUGUUUGGUUUUUACCACAUGGUGGUACAACACCGGCCGAGGGCUUCACUUAUAUCGAUGGUGAAACGGCGCGACAAAUGCGUCGUACUGGUACGCUGCCCGGU